Molecule: messenger RNA, 4880 nt
Organism: Haliotis rubra (blacklip abalone)
Lineage: Eukaryota; Metazoa; Mollusca; Gastropoda; Lepetellida; Haliotidae
Product: protocadherin-9-like
Exons: 3
Coding region: 92-2983 (963 amino acids)
Biological process (GO): homophilic cell-cell adhesion
Cellular component (GO): plasma membrane; cell-cell junction
Molecular function (GO): calcium ion binding
Source: RefSeq, a predicted model, not a curated record
UCCGAAUCUGUGACCCCCCGGCACCACUUUCAGGAUCGACGGUGCCUCAGACCCAGACAGAGGUCCAAAUAAUUCUGUUAGUAGUUACGAGAUGGUGGCCGACAGUAACACAUUCGGACUGAAGGUCGACCACGCUCUGGAUGGAAGUCUGAGCGUGAAGCUGAUUGUACGAGAAUCUCUUGAUCGUGAGAGAAGAAGCCGCUACAAACUCACUGUCAUUGCUAAAGACGGAGGUAGGCCGCCUCUCUCGGGAAAUCUUACCUUGUAUGUCAAUGUGACCGAUAUAAAUGACAAUGUCCCUGCGUUCUCUGAAAAUGUGUACGACUUCACUGUAACGGAAAACAGCCCUGUGAGAUCAAUAUUCGGACGAGUUCUGGCCAGGGAUAAAGACACUGGUCUCAAUGGUAAUGUGUCUUACCGAUUUAGUCCACACAAGUCCAGCAAAAUUCCGCAGCUGUUCGCCCUAAAUAGUCGAACAGGAGACAUUAGCGUGAGAAACCCUUUACAGUAUGAAUCUGGUAACAGUUUUGAAACUGUUAUUGAAGCUAUGGAUAACGGUGAUACAGUGCAAGUGUCCCAAGCAAUUUUGAUCAUUCGGAUACAAGAUGUCGGUAACAACCCACCCAAGAUUACAAUGAAUUCGGUGUCUCCUGGAAUUCAUGGCACCGUUUUGGUGUCCGAGGGGAUGUCUGUCGGUACCGUGGUGGCCCACAUCAGGGUGGUUGACAACGACAAGGGGAGGAAUGGAGCUGUGGACUGCCGCAGCCUCAACCCGUUCUUCGUGGUGCAGGUAAUGCCGGGUCGAGGGUAUAACGUUCAGCUGAAGAAGAAACUUGACAGGGAGAAGAAAGUUAAACACAAUCUGACUGUGGUGUGUGAGGACAAUGGAAGACCCAGGAUGGCUACAUCUGCCAGUAUGAGUCUGGAAGUCACUGACAUUAAUGAUAACCCUCCCGUCUUCACCAACAAAACGUAUUAUGCCAACAUCACCGAGAACAACCGCGUUGGUGCUGUCGUUACCCGUAUAAUGGCCACCGAUCGUGACACAGGACAGAACGCUUUGAUGCUGUACUUCAUGAGUCUUGAAAGCGAUUCCAUGUUUAGAAUUGACCACCAAACCGGUGACAUCACCGCAGACGCUGUCUUCGACAGAGAGACACUCUCGCAAAUGACCUUCACCGUGAAGGCUGUCGAUGAAGGGGAAACGUCGAUGUCAGGAACGGCAACGGUCAUUGUUACGGUUUUGGAUCAGAACGACAACCAACCUUACCUUGACCCAUCGAACCUUGUCUUCAAUGUAUCCGAGGACCGACCAACAGGAACCAAAGUUGGUCAGCUGACUUCCAAGGAUAGAGACGUCGGGAUUAAUGCUCGCACUGAAUAUCUAAUGCUAGUUAGAGGAGAUUUACCUCCGUUUGUUGUGUUUUCUGACGGAGUGAUACGAACCCACAGACGGCUGAACAGGACACUGAAAGAUCGGUACGAAUUUGACGUUUUGGUUAAGGACGGUGGAAAACCGUCUUUAAACAGUACCGGACGUGUGUAUGUCAAUGUUGUUGACUCUAAUGACCACAGCCCCAUCAUCCUAUUCCCCAACGAGAGAAACAACACUGUCCUCAUUGCCUCUGACACACAUCCGGGAACCGUCAUUUCUGAAGUUACUGCUGUGGAUUACGACCAAGGAAUCAAUGGACAAAUGUCGUAUUUCAUAUCUGUUGCAAAUAAGGACAAUCCAUUUCAUAUAAACACCCGCUCGGGUAAGAUUGUCUUGGCGAGACAGCUUCGCCCCACUGACCAAGAGUUCUACAAGAUCACAAUAUCAGUUCAGGAUCACGGCAUGCCCCAGCAGGAAUCUCAGACAAAGAUGAUCAUUAAGAUUGUGUAUUACAACACCACAUUGGCCGCAUCAGUAGGAGACAAUGACAUAAAAUACAUCAUCAUAGCAGGUGCGGUCGGAGGGGUGACUGUUAUUCUGUCUAUCAUAAUUGUUAUCAUAAUCUUGCACAUCAAACGUGCCGACUCCAGGCGUCGAAAUGGGAGCUCAAUAGCUAUUCAGGAACAGGGGGACGGGAGGCCCUUUGAUAAACAGCUCUGGCAUAGCGUCCCGGGGGAGGAAGAGAGUUCUGGUAGUGCUGAUGACACUGAGAAGAACAUUGAUAAGAUACUGAAGGGGAAGAUGGGCAACAAAACAAGUUUCUCCUUCGACAGUGGGGCCGAACUUGAUGACCCUUAUCUGAAGAAACUUACGUCAGAUCAAUAUGGCGGCCAGCAGUUUUAUACCUUCAGGAAGCAUCCCCUGCAUCCACAGAUGGAUGACAUUCAGAGCAACUCGUCAGGAGAGCUGACUGCGAGCGACAGCGGCCGAGGCGGAAGUGAAGAAGAUAUUCAGCUGCCCCCUCUGCCCGAAUCCGAAGGGGAAUAUUCCAGCACUGACGACCCCCAUCGAUUGGCUGUCGAAAUGAAAGAACGCAGAAACCACAGACAUGGUAACCGGCCAUUAAAAGAUGACCCGACCUUUCAAACAUUUGUGCCUCGUCUCCACCCGUCCUUCAACACCCAAACUCAUGUCAAACCGUCUUUCAUUCGACCAAUCAAGGAGCAGGAAUUACCUAUCCAGGAAAAGCGAAAGUCUCGAAAUCUGAGCGUUGGUUCUUUUGAUGACCCUCUGCAAGUCAAACGGAACAGCAUUGGGAAAAGGGUCACGUUUGCGAACGAGGGAUUGACGCAAAGAAACCUUCAAAACCUCGAGCGUAUUCUUCACACAAGUAACCACAUUCCCCCGACAAACAAACUCGCGUUUCUGUGUGACAGUGCGGAGCUUUCCAAGACGGGAAGCGAUGUGACAUUUGCUAAUGGCGGAAGCUGGUAUCCCAAGGUUCCCCGUAGCCAUGACGACGAUGACAAUACCACCACUUCCGGUAGUUACACACUGAACCCGGAAGACAUUGAUGAAAUGUUUUGUGAAACCUACCCUGUUUCUUGAACAAACUGUGAUUAUCUUUCUCGAGUUGUGACAUGAGGUAUCUCUUGCAUGUAUCCUUUUUCAGAGCUUGGAAAUAUUUUGCCGGCUAUGCAGCUGAACUUGGCCAACAACGAGGUGUGUGUUGUGAAAUAAACACCCGUACAUAUCUAACACCAUUGCUCAAUUUGCUCUUCAGUCAUGUAGGGUGUUUGACAUCUACAUCUGAAAUCGACAUAGAGAUUAUGAAAUGUAAAUAACGGUGCUUGGCUCCAGCUUGUAUAUUACGCUGUUAUAUACACGAUGUUAGCCGCCAAUCAUUGUUUGUUAAUUUAAAAUUAUUUAAAAAAUCAACUGUUGCUGAUUAUUAGUUGUUUCUGUGGUUGAUAAUAUUUGUUCAAUGCCAAAGAUUUUGUUGGUCCUUCCUGUUAUUUCCUAGUUUGUUCACUCAGCGACAUGGCUACAGAUUAGAACAAUUGGUUUGUGAUUACUAGCCUCCAAGCAAUCAUGCAUACUAUGCGUUGUUAGUGAGCUUUGUACAGAUCAACAGUCAUAAUACAGGAAUCAUUGUUUUUCGAACUAUUUCAAAUAUUUGUGAAACUUUACAAAUCAUUCACAAAUAUAUCCAUUUUAUAUAACAUUAGACUAUCAAUUCAUAUUCUUUUGGGGUAUUUACAUAGUUUCAUAGUUACUAUGUUCUUGAAACUUCAUUAUUUACAUGUAUUCAUUCGGUGUACAUUGUAUAUUUAUAAUGGCGUUUUCUCAUAAAACAACAAACAUUGCCUGACUAUCUGCGCCUUACAAUGUCACGUCGGAACCAUACCAUCGUCCAUGUAUGCAUAUAGAUAUUAAUAUGCGACUCGUACAAGAGUGAUAGCAAUUUGCAUUAAUGAAUCCCCCGAGAUCGAUAUCAUAGCAUCAGACUAGUGUUACCUUACAGUGUCAGGUGCAUAGUGUUAGUCAUACCAUUAUUAGAGAUUUCAUACUGUUGUGUUCGUACACUGUGAAACCGUUUUAGCUCGGAUUCAUUUAACUCUAAAUAACGUAGAAUAUGAAGCGUUGUCAUGUCCCCUGCAAAACCCUUUUCAUAACUAUCCGUUUACAGUUGGGUCAUGAUUCUCUCGAGUGUCGGAUUAUUUUAUGUUUUAUUGAUUUCGAGUGAAUAUGGUUUCCCCGUGUAUAUAUAUGACAUAAACAUUUCAAUGUACGGUAUAUUUUCGAAACAAAACAUCAUGCAGAAUCUUUUCCAGCGAUUCGACCAUAUAUGAGAUUAUUUUCGUAUUUGACUGACAUCAUAGGUUGUGUAAGUUUCACCUAUUUCUAUCCUAUUCUGUACUCGUGAAUUUGACACACACUGGUAUGACGUUAUUAUUAUAUAUUAGCGCUAGUAUUCAGGGAUAAUAUCCCAGUAUUAAGUAUUAGUCAUGCCAUUAUCUUUUCAUAUGAUAAAACACCAUCAUAUGCCCUAGUUCAGGUUAGCACGACAAGUAUUCACGGUGAACUAUGUUAGGGUUAGAACACAAGUCCCGCAUAUCUUCACUGUCAUUCAAAGUGAUGGCCUGUUAAUAUAACGACUAUAUAUUUCAUUAAACACGAGUGAUAAUAUGUGAGGCAUCAUUUUAUAUUUGAAACCGAGCUAUAUGAAAUGUAUUUCUGGGAAUGUUAUUACUUGGUAUUUUAUAUUAAAGUCUGAGAGCUGCAUGUGCGUGGUGAUACAGUGGAUUAUAUGUAAAUGUCAGUUGAUGGCAUCCUCAUUCAAUAUCAUGCAUUCUACCAUCAUGGAGAUCCAUUUGUGUUUUGUUAUGCAAAUCUUUAUCAUUUCACCAUUCCAACGGCGCUGAGGCUCGUUACCUGAUGUGGCUAUUUUGGCAUAUCGUGAACAGUAUUUUGUAAAUAAAUAUAUGUGCAUUGUAACCUGAAA